Molecule: messenger RNA, 4192 nt
Organism: Gracilinanus agilis (Agile Gracile Mouse Opossum)
Lineage: Eukaryota; Metazoa; Chordata; Mammalia; Didelphimorphia; Didelphidae
Gene: TRPS1
Product: transcriptional repressor GATA binding 1
Exons: 7
Coding region: 189-4076 (1295 amino acids)
Biological process (GO): regulation of transcription by RNA polymerase II
Cellular component (GO): nucleus
Molecular function (GO): zinc ion binding; DNA-binding transcription factor activity; RNA polymerase II transcription regulatory region sequence-specific DNA binding
Source: RefSeq, a predicted model, not a curated record
CAUGGCUCUAGCCACCGCUCCACCAUCUUUCGGGCUGCUGAGGUUAUUAUUGCCGAUUAAUCAACAGAUAUACAGAUCAGCUCUCAAAAUGUCUUCUGUGUCUUCCGUGCAUCUUCUAAGACAAUUGCAUUAGCCUCCUGCUAGUUGACUAAUAGAAUUAAUAAUUGUAAAAAGCACUCUAAAGCCACAUGCCUUAUGAAGUCAAUGCUGGGUAUGAUUUUACAAAUAUGGUCCGGAAAAAGAACCCCCCUCUGAGAAACAUUGCUAGUGAAGGCGAGGCACAGAACCUCGAAUCUAUAGGUACGGAAAGCAAGGUAUCUGGAAGGAACAAAGACUUUUCUGCAGAUCAGAUGCCAGAAAAUACUGAUCAGAGUGACAGUGCAGAAGUGAACAACAAGGAGGGUCAUUGCCUGCAUGUCCAAGAUUCAUCUUCCAGCAUUAAGAAGGACUUAAAAAGCUCAGUCCUGAAUGAGAAGGCUGGCUUCAAUUAUGAAAGCCACAGUAAGGGAGGAAACAUUUCAUCCUUCCUUCAUGAUGAGGUGACAGACAGAAAUAUGUUGGCUUUCUCAUCUCCAGCUGCUGGGGGAAUCUGCGAGCCCUUCAAGUCUCCUCUAAGAUCAGAUACAGAUGACACCCAAGAUAUAGUCUGCACCCCAUCAGGGGAACCACUGGAGACAAAUGAAGAACAAAAGAUGUCACCCAAGGCUACAGAGGAGACAGGACAAGUGCAGAGUGGUCAGACUGAUUGUCCAGGUUCCAGCCCAACUUCAGCGGCCUCAAAAAACCCACAAGUGCCUUCAGAUGGGGGUGUAAGACUGAACAAAUCCAAAACUGAUUCGCUGGUCAAUGAUAAUCCAGAUGCAGCACCUCUGUCUCCAGAGCUUCAGGACUUCAAAUGCAACAUCUGUGGAUACGGCUAUUAUGGCAAUGACCCCACAGAUCUGAUUAAGCACUUCCGCAAGUAUCACCUAGGAUUGCACAACCGCACCAGGCAGGAUGCUGAGCUUGACACUAAAAUCUUGGCCCUCCACAACAUGGUGCAGUUCAGCCACUCCAAAGACUUCCAGAAAGUCAACCGCACUGUGCUUUCCGGUGUGCUCCAGGACAUCAAUUCCUCCAGGCCUCUUUUACUAAAUGGGACCUACGAUGUGCAGGUCACUUCAGGUGGAACUUUCAUUGGCAUUGGACGCAAAACUCCCGAUUGCCAAGGAAACACCAAGUACUUCCGCUGUAAAUUCUGCAACUUCACAUACAUGGGCAACUCAUCAACUGAACUAGAGCAACACUUUCUGCAGACUCACCCAAAUAAAAUAAAAGCUUCUCUCUCCUCCUCUGAGUCUGGGAAAUCUUCAGAGAAAAAUUCUAAUAAGUCCAGCCCUACUCUUCGAUCUUGUGAUUCUGGAGACUUGGGAAAGUGGCAAGACAAAAUUACCGUGAAAGCAGGAGAUGACACUCCUGUGGGUUACUCGGUACCCAUCAAACCCAUUGAUUCCUCUAGACAAAAUGGUACAGAUGCCACCAGCUACUACUGGUGUAAAUUUUGUAGUUUCAGCUGCGAAUCAUCCAGCUCCCUCAAACUGUUGGAACAUUAUAGUAAACAGCAUGGGGGAGGGCAGUCAGGAGGCCUUAAUCCAGACUUGAAUGAUAAGCUUUCCAGGGGCACCGUCAUUAACCAGAAUGAUCUAGCCAAAAAUACAGAGGGUGAGCCAGUAGCUAAGGCAGAAAAGGGAUCCAGUGCAGCUAAAAAGAAAGACUUCUCGAGCAAAGGAGCCGAGGAUAAUGUAGUGACAAGCUACAAUUGUCAGUUUUGUGACUUCAGGUACUCUAAGAGCCAUGGCCCUGAUGUAAUUGUGGUGGGGCCACUCCUUCGUCAUUAUCAACAACUACACAAUAUUCACAAAUGUACCAUUAAGCACUGUCCAUUCUGCCCCAGAGGCCUUUGUAGCCCUGAAAAGCACCUUGGAGAAAUUACUUAUCCAUUUGCUUGUAGAAAGAGUAAUUGUUCCCACUGUGCGCUCUUACUCUUGCACCUGUCUCCUGGGGCUACAGGAAGCUCCAGAGUUAAGCAUCAGUGCCAUCAAUGCUCAUUCUCUACGCCUGAUGUUGAUGUUCUCCUGUUUCAUUAUGAGAAUGUGCAUGAAUCCCAGGCGUCUGAUGUCAAACAAGAAACAAAUCACCUGCAAGGGACAGAUGGGCAUCUGACUGUCAAAGAAAACAAAGAACACUCAUGUACCAAAUGUGACUUUAUUACCCAGGUGGAAGAAGAGAUUUUCCGACACUACAGGAGAGCACAUAACUGCUAUAAAUGCCGUCAGUGCCGCUUCACAGCUGCUGAUACCCAGUCACUACUAGAGCACUUCAACACUGUGCAUUGCCAGGAAUUGGAUAUCACUACGGCCAAUGGAGAAGAGGAUAGCCAUGGUGUGUCUUCUAUCAAGGAGGAACCCAAAAUUGACCUCAAGGUCUAUAGUCUAAUCAAUCCAGAUUCUAAAAUGGGGGAGCCAGUCUCUGAUGCCAUAGUGAAGAGAGAGAAACUGGAAGACAAGGAAGGGCUUAAGGAGAAAGGUUGGAAUGAUGGUUCCAGUGAUGAUCUUAGAAAUGUGACCUGGAGAGGAGCAGAAAUUUUAAGGGGCAGCCCAUCUUAUACUCAAGCAAGCUUAGGUCUUCUGACCCCUGUGUCUGGUACUCAAGAGCAGCCGAAGACUUUAAGGGAUAGCCCUAAUGUAGAAGCUGCUCAUCUGGCUCGACCUCUUUAUGGCUUGGCUGUUGAGACCAAGGGAUUCCUGCAAGGAGUGUCCACUGGAGGAGGAGAGAAAUCUGGAUCCCUUUCACAGCAGUAUCCUGCAUCAGGCGAAAACAAAUCUAAGGAUGAGUCCCAGUCCCUGUUACGGAGACGUAGAGGCUCGGGUGUUUUCUGUGCCAAUUGCCUGACCACAAAGACCUCUCUCUGGCGAAAGAAUGCCAAUGGCGGCUACGUAUGCAACGCGUGUGGCCUCUACCAGAAGCUCCACUCGACUCCCAGGCCUUUAAACAUCAUCAAACAGAACAACGGUGAACAGAUCAUUAGGAGACGGACGAGAAAGCGCCUUAACCCAGAGGCACUUCAGGCUGAGCAGCUAAACAAACAGCAGAGGGGUAGCGGUGAGGAGCAAGUCAAUGGAAGUCCGUUAGAGAGGAGGUCAGAGGAUCAUUUAACUGAAGGUCACCAGAGAGAAAUUCAGCUCCCCAGCCUGAGUAAAUAUGAGGCCCAGGGUUCAUUGACUAAAAGCCAUUCUGCUCAGCAGCCAAUAAUGGUCAGCCAAACUCUGGAUAUUCACAAAAGGAUGCAACCUUUGCACAUUCAGAUAAAAAGUCCUCAGGAAAGUACUGGAGACCCAGGAAAUAGUUCAUCAGUAUCAGAAGGGAAAGGAAGUUCUGAGAGAGGCAGUCCAAUAGAAAAAUACAUGAGACCUGCGAAACACCCAAAUUAUUCACCACCAGGAAGCCCUAUUGAAAAGUACCAGUACCCACUUUUUGGACUUCCAUUUGUACACAAUGACUUCCAGAGUGAAGCAGAUUGGCUGCGAUUCUGGAGUAAAUAUAAGCUGUCAGUUCCUGGGAAUCCGCACUACUUGAGUCAUGUGCCUGGCCUACCAAACCCUUGCCAAAACUAUGUGCCUUAUCCCACCUUUAAUCUGCCUCCUCAUUUUUCAGCUGUUGGAUCAGACAAUGACAUUCCUCUAGAUUUGGCGAUCAAGCAUUCCAGACCUGGGCCAACUGCAAAUGGUGCCUCCAAGGAAAAAACUAAGGCUCCAUCAAAUGUAAAAAAUGAAGGUCCCUUGAAUGUAGUAAAAACAGAGAAAGUUGAUAGAAGUACUCAAGAUGAACUUUCAACAAAAUGUGUGCACUGUGGCAUUGUCUUUCUGGAUGAAGUGAUGUAUGCUUUGCAUAUGAGUUGCCAUGGUGACAGUGGACCUUUCCAGUGCAGCAUAUGCCAGCAUCUUUGCACGGACAAGUAUGACUUCACCACUCACAUCCAGAGGGGCCUACAUAGGAACAAUGCACAAGCCGAAAAAAAUGGAAAACCUAAAGAGUAAAACCUUAGCACUUAGCACAAUUAAAUAGAAAUAGGUUUUCUUGAUGGGAAUUCAAUAGCUUGUAAUGUCUUAUGAAGACCUAUAAAAACACUUCAUAGAGCCUACCUUAUCCAGUA